This is a messenger RNA of Synchytrium microbalum, 2316 nucleotides long. RefSeq lists its product as uncharacterized. Gene Ontology annotation, molecular function: ATP-dependent chromatin remodeler activity; hydrolase activity, acting on acid anhydrides; DNA translocase activity. The transcript is spliced from 16 exons. Bases 1 to 2316 code for a protein of 771 amino acids. Gene Ontology annotation, biological process: reciprocal meiotic recombination; double-strand break repair via synthesis-dependent strand annealing. The record is from RefSeq and is a predicted model, not a curated record. Lineage: Eukaryota; Fungi; Chytridiomycota; Chytridiomycetes; Synchytriales; Synchytriaceae. Gene Ontology annotation, cellular component: nucleus.
AUGGACGACGAUGAUGUAAAGAUUGUAUCUGAAUUGGACGAUGAGAACGAUUGUUCAUCACCUCCUCCAUCCUCAAAACGAAAACACGACGAGUACGACGACCAAGAGGACGAUGAUGAUUAUGGAGAUGACGAAGAGUCUGCUUCUCCUCCUAAAAAGGCUAAACUGGCUGCUGGAAGGAGUGCUCCCAAAUCGGCUACAGUCGCUACAAGAAAGAAGCCUACAUCAACUCUGCUUCGACGACCACUAGGAAACAUGCCGCCGCCUCUCAUCUCAAGAGUAAAUACUACCAUUGCUUUGCAAACUGUGGCUAAACCAUUCAAGGCACCAUCUUUUCUCAAUGGAAUCAAGUCUGAUGGAGGAGGUCGCAGAGGAACCACUCUGGGUGUACGUCGCGUCCCACUAACCACUCGAGGAGCACUACACGAUCCAGAAGCCGAAGGAGCAAUCAUCCUCUUCACGCCAAAAGUAUACUCGUUGACUGAACAGCUAGAAGCUAAAAAGUCAACCGCCACGGGCAAAGAAGUAAUUGUCCAAGAAGUACAUGUCGUAAUUGAUCCUAAACUCGCUACUGUAUUGAGACCACAUCAGAUCGAAGGUGUUCGUUUCAUGUGGGAAUGCGUUACCGGUGUCACUUCGCCCAAUGCAUUUGGUUGUAUUAUGGCUGAUGAAAUGGGACUGGGGAAGACUUUGCAAUGUAUUACACUCUUGUGGACAUUACUACGGCAAUCUCCUAUACCUGGCAAACCGACCAUCGAAAAGGCUAUAAUUGCAUGUCCAAGUAGUCUUGUCCGCAACUGGGAGAAUGAACUCAAGAAAUGGCUCGGUCCUGAUCGAAUCAGACCACUUGCUUGUGAUAACAAGGUUUUCCAUUUAAUAGUCCUCAUUAUUUCGUAUGAGUCUUUGAGAGGUUAUGCAGCAAUCAUCAAGAAGACAGAGAUCGGAUUGAUGCUUUGUGACGAAGGACAUCGAUUGAAGAACUCGGAUUCUCAAACUUAUCAAGAACUGAACAGCUUGAAUGCCAAACGACGCGUCAUUUUGUCAGGAACACCUAUUCAGAAUGAUUUGACGGAAUACUUUGCUCUAUUGAGUUUCGCUAUUCCUGAAGUUCUUGGUACACAGGCUCAAUUCCGUAAAAUGUUUGAGAUCCCCAUCCUGCGUGGUCGUGACGCAGAUGCCUCAGACAAGGACAAGCAAAUCAGUAAUGAAAAGUUGACCGAGUUAUUGACUAUCGCCAACAAGUUCAUCAUUCGUCGAACUGCAGAUCUCUUGACCAAAUAUUUGCCAGUCAAAUAUGAACAUGUCGUGUUUUGUAAACUCACAGACUUACAAACUCAAUUGUAUACCGAAUAUGCCAAAUCCAAAGCCGUCAAGAGUCUCUUGGCUGGUAAUGGUAAUCAGCCUCUCAAGGCAAUCACCUUCUUGAAAAAGUUGUGCAAUCAUCCAGCUCUCGUCAACAAGGAAGAUGUACCCGAAGCAAUGACUCUGCCGCCCAACUUUAACUUUGACUUGUGUCAAUCAGAGUUUGCUGGCAAGAUGUUGUUACUUGAAAGGAUGUUGGCUAUGAUCAAGAAAACAUCCAAUGACAAGAUUGUUUUGAUAUCAAACUACACUCAGACGUUGGAUUUGUUUGACAAGAUGUGUCGUGCUCGUCAAUGGGGUGUAUUACGAUUGGAUGGAACCAUGACGAUUCCCAAACGACAAAAGUUGGUGGAACGAUUCAAUGAUCCUGCUGGUCAGGAAUUCGUGUUUCUGCUCUCCUCCAAAGCCGGUGGUUGUGGUCUCAAUUUGAUUGGAGCAAACCGAUUGGUCUUGUUUGAUCCUGACUGGAAUCCUGCUAAUGAUGGACAAGCAUUAGCUCGUGUAUGGAGAGAUGGCCAAAAGAAGACGUGCUUCAUCUAUCGAUUCAUUGCUACUGGCUCCAUUGAAGAAAAGAUUUUUCAAAGACAAGCCCACAAACAAUCACUCAGCAGUUGUGUAGUGGAUGAAGCAGGAGCCGAAGAAGUUGAGCGCCACUUCUCCUUAGAAUCACUUCGACAACUCUUCCAAUUGAAUCUCAACACGAUGUGUGAUACUCAUGAUGCCUUCCAUUGCAAGCGAUGCACAAAGCAAGGAAUCCAACAUACCAGACCGAAAGAAGGCGCCAUCACGGCUGGAGCUUCAGGUGCCGAUACCAGUACAUGGAAUCACUUCCAUCAAAGCGAAGUAUCCAAAUGCUUUGAUAAUGUGUUGAAACAGUGUGCUGGUGAUACUGGGGUUGUUACAUAUGUGUUUCAGAACAAGUCUCAUGAUCAGCUCGUUGUCAAACUCGCUUAG